Molecule: messenger RNA, 1345 nt
Organism: Diversispora eburnea
Lineage: Eukaryota; Fungi; Glomeromycota; Glomeromycetes; Diversisporales; Diversisporaceae
Source: the annotation of a GenBank genome assembly
AUGAAACCUCAAGAAACUCAUUUUUCAAAAAUUUCCAGAAAUGCGUUAUUAACAAUAACAUUAUUAGCCAUAACUUCUCGUCUUCUCACUUGGUUCAUAGCUUUUAUAUCAACUUUAAUUAUUGAUGAUUAUGAUUCAAGUGUAGAUACUAUAUUAUUAACAGAAUCUGAACUUCCAACAUUAAUACAAACCAUUUUUAAUCGAAUAUUUCGAGUGUUUUUGAGAUGGGAUUCUUUCUACUUUUUGCAUAUAGCAGAAGAAGGUUAUGUUUUUGAACAGGCAAAUGCUUUUUUUCCAUUUUAUCCUUUAUUAAUUAGAGGAUUAGGAAAUUCAGUCUUAAUUUCUAAUAUUUCAUUUGUAUUGGCAUCAAUGAAUUUAUACAAACUCAGUAUUAAAUUAUUUCAUGAUGAAAAAUUUGCAUUUAUUACCGCGAUAUUUUACAUAAUAACGCCAUCUUGCGUGUUUAUGUCUGCCAUGUAUACCGAAAGUUUAUUUGCAUAUUUGGGAUUCCUGGGAAUGAUAUUUUAUGUAGAAAAAAAAUAUUGGAAAUCUGCAAUUGUGUGGUCAAUAGCUUCGUUUACUCGAUCAAAUGGUAUAGUUUUUAUAGGAUUUUUCGUUUAUGAAUUGUUGAUCAAAGAAAUUAUGAGAAUGGAUUUGAAGGAACAUUAUUGGAAUUGUGGAUUUUUGAGAUAUUAUGAAAUUAAACAAAUUCCAAAUUUUGUGUUGGCUUCUCCUAUGAUAAUUUUAUCAUUAUUCGGAAUUUAUAAAUAUGCAAGAUAUGAUUUGAAAAGAAUAUUAAGCUUAAAUUUAAUUUCGGGAAAUCUAGAUUGUUCUCCUUAUUUUUCAACUUCAAUAUUACCAUUUAUAUACCUUUGGGCAAUAUUACUUUUAUAUGUAAUAACUUCAAUGCAUAUUCAAGUAAUAACUAGAUUUUUUUCUUCACAACCAACUGUAUAUUGGUUUGCAAGUCAUCUCUUUAUUAAUUCUUUGACAAAGAAUUAUAAAAAAGUUGACGAUGAAAGUUCUAUUUGUACAUCAUGUUUAAAAAAGAAGAAAAUGAAUGUUGGAAUUUAUUCAAAAGAAGAAGGUAAUUACGAAACGGGAGAUGAAAAAGGUGAAAAGGAAAAUAGUAAUAAUUGUAAUAAAUUUGAAGGUGGAGAUGUCAGGUGUUUAAAAAAUGAAAGAUGUUCAAUAUGUUUGAAUGAAAGAGAAGAUAAACAUGAUGAAGAAGAAUCUGAUCGAAGUUCAGUUUGUAUUAUAGGAUUAUCAACACCUGCAAGAGAAUUUAUCGAAUCUAUCGAAUCACGCUCUAUGGAUGAAAUAUCAUUCUUGUGGAAUCCAUGUC